Molecule: messenger RNA, 1401 nt
Organism: Phyllostomus hastatus (greater spear-nosed bat)
Lineage: Eukaryota; Metazoa; Chordata; Mammalia; Chiroptera; Phyllostomidae
Gene: TMEM107
Product: transmembrane protein 107
Exons: 5
Coding region: 244-666 (140 amino acids)
Biological process (GO): non-motile cilium assembly; protein localization to ciliary transition zone
Cellular component (GO): MKS complex
Source: RefSeq, a predicted model, not a curated record
GCCCCGAUUUGUGCUCUCCAGGUGGUUCGAAAAUGUACUUGUCUCGCGAGAUUUUCCAAGAUUGUUCCCAGGGCGCCCUCUUAUGCGGUUGCUAAGGCAACUGGACCUUGCCUGCACCGGCGGGAAAGAGGCGGAUGGAUUUUUGCCUGCUUUCCUGGGGGACUUCAGAAGUGGCCAUCCCUGACCUUCUAGCCCUAGAAACUACGGCCUCUGCUCCAGGCGGUGUCCCUGCCUCUAGGGGCCAUGGGCCGGAUUUCAGGACUGGUGCCCUCUCGUUUCCUGACGCUCUUGGCUCAUCUAGUGGUCGUCAUCACCUUAUUCUGGUCCCGGGACAGCAACAUCCAGGCCUGCCUGCCUCUCACGUUCACCCCCGAGGAGUAUGAGAAGCAGGACAUUCAGCUGGUGGCAGCGCUCUCUGUCACCCUGGGCCUCUUUGCAGUGGAGCUGACCGGUUUCUUCUCCGGAGUUUCCAUGUUCAACAGUACCCAGAGCCUCUUCUCCAUCGGGGCUCACUGUAGUGCAUCUGUGGCCCUUUCCUUUUUCAUAUUUGAACGUUGGGAGUGCACCACGUACUGGUACAUUUUUGUCUUCUGCAGUGCCCUCCCAGCUGUCACUGAAGUGGCAUUAUUCAUCAGCGUCUUUGGGCUGAAAAAGAAACCUUUCUGAUUACUUUCAUGGGAACACAGGAAGAAUAGAGGAGCAAAGAAUAGAGGAGCAAGGGACCAUUCACCUUUCCUGGAAGGAGGAAGCACCUCUAAAACUGCAUUUGGUGGAGGAUUGUAGUGUUAAUUAUUUGUCAAGUCUGGGAUUAUCCGCGUUUUAUUUAGUGCUUUGUAAUGAAAUAAAUUUUAGAGUAACAUCAAAACUUAUAAGAAGUUAAGGGGAGAAUUGGGGUAGUCAAAUUACUAGAGAAACAGAAGGCUGUUUUCCAGCCUUGCAGACUAUAAUAUAUAUCGCUUUUAUUUUGGUUAUUACGGUAAAAGUCUGGCGGAAGGGAGUGGGCGGAGAUAUGUAAAUGACGCUAACGGUUAGGGCUGCUUGCUCGUGAAUGGAGCAUUCUGGGAGGAAUUAUUUUAUCCUUUUGCAGCUAAAUGGGGAAGAAAAACAAAUCUGUUUUUGAAAGAUCUGCAAAUAAAUGCAGCAACAGAAAAUGAAGAAUCUGAUUUUAGAUAGCUCAGGCUACGCGUUAUUUACUCACCCUAUUUUACAGCGGAAUGCUUUUCAGGGAGCCCGGAUUGUUCCAUAUUAAAAAGUAUCGUCAGGUAGGAUAAUCCUUACCUGUUUCUCCUUUUUGGAGAACAGAUUUGAAUAUGAUGAUUGGAGUUUGUAUGAUUCGUGAUUAACGACUCUGCGUAAUCAGAGCUCGCAACACUCUGAUUGCUCCUAUCUGAUUCUUCCUGA